UCUGUAUCGUGGGACAGUAUACUGGCUCCGCGUGCAAUGAUUGGCGCACGGUCUCGAAUGUCAGAAUUCCACCACGCAUUACACGGCACAGCCGUCCCCUCAAAUAAGCAAAACCUCUCGCCCCUGAAGCUUCACCCUCUGUCGUCACUCUUUUUCACUUGCUGCAUGGUGGAUCCGAAUACGAAUAACAACACUCAUAUAACGUUGGAUCGAAUAUGAUCUCACGAGCUCUCGCGCUUGCGCCCUUCGUGGCGUCAGCCGCGGGGCAACUGGGUUUGGGUGGUCUUUUUGGUGGUGGAGCGACGCCGACUGCCAGUACUGGAGGAGGAGGGGGCCUGAUCGGUUCCAUCGCGGAUCCAAUCUUAAAUCCUUUGGCUGAUGGUUGGACCUUCCGUGGCUGCUAUGGGGAUGUGAAUACAGAUGAGCUGGGCGGUGUGCUUCGUAGUGCGCCGCUGGGUCAAGUUAUGGACGCCACAGUCUGUGAGACGAUCUGCAACACAGUGGACAUUCUAUUGCCCGCGAACUACGCCGUCAUCUACAAUACCGACUUUUGUCUUUGUCCAAGCACAAUCACGCGUACAUUAGAUCAGAACAACUGCUUCACACCUUGUGGUGGUCUGCUGCUUGGAAGUUCCGGCGAGUCGUGCGGAGCGCCAGGGAAAGCUGUAGUGUGGGGUAGGGGUUCAGGUACGAAUCUACUUCCGGUAGCAAGCUCCACACCAAUAGAUGGCUUUGUUCCGCCUGUCAACUCUGGUGUUGGUCCGCCUCUCGAAUCUGGUGUUGGUGCGCCUGUCAGGUCUGGUUUUGGCCCGCCUGUGAUCUCUGGUUUUGUUCCGCCUGUCAACUCUGGUGUUGGUCCGCCUCUCGAAUCUGGUGUUGGUGCGCCUGUCAACUCUGGUGUUGGUCCGCCUGUCAACUCUGGCGUUGCUCCGCCUCUCGAAUCUGGUGUUGGUCCGCCUGUCAACUCUGGUAUUGCUCUGCCUGUCGAAUCUGGUGUUGUUCCGCCAGGCGGCGCCACCACACCCAGUGAUGGAACACUUCCUGGUCUUCCUGGCGCCGGAACAACCCCGAUUGAGCCAGUCAUCACGCCUCCUGUUGGCGGUGGAACACUUCCGGGUCUUCCAGGCGGUGGAACACUUCCGGGUCUUCCAGGCGGUGGAACACUUCCGGGUCUUCCAGGCGGUGGGACACUUCCGGGUCUUCCAGGCGGUGGGACACUUCCGGGUCUUCCAGGCGGAACGAUUCCUGAACUCUCCGGAGCAGCACCAGCACCAUCUGGCGCAGCUGGUGGAGGUACCGGUGGCCUGAUCGGGAACACCUUAGAUCCGAUCCUAGAUCCCUUGGCCGGGGGCUGGACCUUCCAGGGCUGCUAUUCAGAUGUGAACGUGGAUGGACUAGGCAGUUUGCUUCAGACAGCACCCCUGGGCCAGACCAUGGAUGCGACCGUCUGCCAGACAAUAUGCAAUACAGCGAACAUCCUCUUGCCAGUUAAUUACGCUGUUAUCUAUGAUACUGAUUUCUGUCUCUGCCCAGCUACAGUUACGCAAACGCUAGUCCAAAACGAUUGCUUCACGCCUUGCGGAGGCCUAUUGCUUGGAAGCCAAGGCCAACAGUGCGGAGCGCCAGGAAAGGCAGUGGUAUAUCACAGAGGGUCGGAUCAGCUGUUGAAGACAAUCGUAAAAUGA
This is a messenger RNA of Paraphaeosphaeria sporulosa, 1685 nucleotides long. RefSeq lists its product as uncharacterized. The transcript is spliced from 4 exons. NCBI's taxonomy places the organism in Eukaryota, Fungi, Ascomycota, Dothideomycetes, Pleosporales, Didymosphaeriaceae. The coding region runs from base 216 to 1685 and encodes 489 amino acids. The record is from RefSeq and is a predicted model, not a curated record.